GUCUUUGCGCUUACGUGUAGUUAUGACACCAGUCUCGCGUGGUGAGAUUUGCGGUGUUGUGCUUUUCUGAGAGACUGGAGGCCUGCAGUUAAUAGUUGUGCGUGAGGUGUACGUCGCGAUCGCACUGCGGGCCGUUUUGAAGGACAUCGGGACUGUUGGGCAGUAUGACAGUUUUGUAGGGCAAAGGUUUUGCUGGCACCCUAGCAAACUGUAGGGUGGGGGCGAUAAUCUUAGGGAGUCAGUACACCCCCAUAUCCCAUUCCCAUCGGGUUUUGGGUGACUGCCUUCUCCUGUCUGUCCUGUCUUUCCGAUGGCGACUCUGAACUGCUGAAAUCCUAAUAUAAAAAUGGCAGGAAAUGACGCCUGCAACAACAGCUGUGAUCCGAAGACUGCUAAACUGUGGAGGGAUGCAACACUACGUACGAGGAAGCUUAGAAGUAACCUCCGUCAGCUCACUCUGAGCUGUGUGGAUAAAAGCAAGCUCAGCUUGCCUGCGGACAUGGGAGAUGUGGAAGUGCUAAAUUUGGGGAACAACUCGUUAGAAGAGGUACCUGAUGGCCUGCAGAGCCUGUGUGCUGGAAACGUGCAUGUCUUGAUCCUGCGCAGAAACAAGUUUCUUAAUAUCCCUUCUGCAGUGUACCACCUAGGUAGGCUGACUGAGCUGGACAUGAGCCAUAAUCGUCUGAGUUACUUAACCGAAGCUGUGAGUUUAUUAGGUCAUCUUAAAAAGUUAUGCCUGAGCCAUAAUCAACUGCAUACACUGCCAGGGCAGCUAGGCAUGCUGCUGGACCUGGAGGAGUUAGACGUUAGUUUUAAUCAGAUUACUCAUCUUCCAGACACCAUGCAAGGGUUACCCUCUCUCAGAACGCUGGACCUGGACCACAAUGAGUUGUACAGUUUUCCCCAACAGCUGUUCCACCUGGCUGCAUUAGAGGAGCUGGACUUCUCUGGCAACAAGAUGCUUGGAAGCAGCUGCAGUGGGUCACUGCCAGACGGCAUCAGAUCAAUGCAAUCCCUUAAGAUUUUGUGGUUAAGCAGUACAGGACUUUCCAUGUUACCUAAUUCCUUAUGUGCAUUGGUCAAUUUAGAAAGCCUCAUGCUGGACAACAACAAUCUCCACACUUUGCCUGAAGGCUUUGGAGCCCUGCAAAAGCUGAAAAUAUUAAAUAUUUCAUCCAAUGCCUUUCAGGACUUUCCUUUUCCACUUCUGCAGCUGGUAGACCUGGAAGAGUUGUACAUGAGUCACAAUAGGUUGGUGGUUCUGCCAGAGGUAAUCUCUUGUUUGACAAAGCUUGUAAUAUUAUGGCUUGAUAACAACCAGAUAAGGUAUUUGCCAGACUCUAUUGUAGAGCUUGGCUUCCUUGAGGAGUUAGUACUUCAGGGUAACCAAAUUGCAAUGCUUCCAGAUUUUUUCGGAAAACUUUCCAAAGUUAACAUCUGGAAGAUCAAAGACAACCCUUUGAUACAGCCUCCUUAUGAAGUGUGUAUGAAAGGUAUUCCUUAUAUUGCUGCUUAUCAAAAAGAACUUGCUCAUUCCCAGCCUGCUGUCAAGCCAAGGCUAAAAUUAGUCAUUUCAGGCCUGAAGGAUGCUGGUAAAACUUUACUGAGGCUGUGCUUAACAGAUGAGCAGCACACUAGUACUAUGGUGCAGGGAUAUAAAGGAAUUGAAAUUACUAACUGGACUGCUGAUGCAGAAAGAGGUCUCACAUUUAUAGUAUAUGAUUUAGCAGGAAACCAGAGCUAUGAUAUUAUCAAACCAUUUUUUCUUUCUCCUGGUGCUCUGUAUAUCUUGGUGGUUAAUUUAAAAUCUUAUGUUUCUAAAUAUUUCUAUACACAUGUUGGCUAUUUUCUGCAUCUAAUAACUGCUAAGGUACCACAUGCUGUAGUUUGCAUAGUUGGAACGCACACUGACUUGUGUAAUGAACAGGAGUUGGAGGAAAAAUGUCUUGAUAUCCACCAUCAAAUAGCAAUGCAGGUAAAGAGAGAUUUAGAGACACUACAAAACCUGAUUAAAACUGUUGAUGAGGCACUUAUUCAGGAUUUUGAUUUACGUGCUUCUAAUCCUCACACAGCAUUUUAUGGUGUCAGUGAUAAAAAUCUAAGGAGAAAGAAAGAUCACUUACAAUAUUUAAUGAACAAUCGUCUUCAAAUACUUUCACCUGUUCUCUGUGUUAGUUGUCUGGACUGUUCAAAUAUUAAGCGUUUGCGGGAAAAGCUCUUGUCCGUGGCAGAGCACAGGGAAAUUUUCCCAAACUUACACAGAGUUCUUCCAAAAUCUUGGCAAAUGCUGGAAGAAUUGCACUUUAAACCUCAGGAGCUUUGGCUCACCUGGUGGGACUCUGCAAGACUUGGUCUUCAAGCAGGGCUUACUGAGGACAGAAUGCACAGUGCUCUCUCAUAUUUACAUGAGAGCGGAAAGCUGCUUUACUUUGAAGACAACCACACUCUUAAAGAAUAUGUUUUUCAUAAUUUGACAAAGCUUAUUGACAUUUUAAAUGUCUUCUUCCAGAGGGAUGCCACGGUUCUGUUUGCAAAGUUAACAGGUGAUACCACAAUUGAUGGACUGAAAGUAACUCAAUUGCAUCAUUAUGUGGAAGGAUUUCUCCUCCAUGGACUUCUGCCCACUCACAUAAUCAGGUCACUUCUUAAACCUCAUAUCAAAACGCAUGAAGAUUUACAACUUAUACUGGAACUCUUGGAAAAAAUGGGCCUUUGCUACUGCAUAAAUAAACCCAAAACUAAGCUUUUAAAUGGAACCACAGUCUGGUACAAAUUUCCUUGCUAUGUUAAAAAUGAGGUACCUCAUGAAGAGGCUUGGAUUAAUAGCACAAAUAUAUCUGGAUCAUGUCUAGCAGUGGAGCAAUUGCAGAUAGAAUACAGUUUUCCAUUUAUUUUUCCACCUGGAUUGUUUGCUCGUUUCAGUGUCCAAAUUAACAGUCAUGUAGUUCAUCGUUCAGAUGGUAAAUUUCAGAUCUUUGCCUACAGAGGAAAAGUGCCAUUGGUUGUUAGUUAUCAACCUGCUAGAGGGGCCUUACAACCAGACAUUCUGUCCAUUGCUAGCCAUGCAUCACUACCUAAUAUUUGGACUGCUUGGCAAGCUAUUACACCCUUAGUGGAUGAACUUAAUGCACUAUUACAAGAAUGGCCUGCCCUUUACUAUACAGUUCAUGUUAUUUGUUCCAAGUGUCUUAAGAGGGGGUCUCCCAACCCACAUCCCUUUCCAGGUGAAUUAUUGUCUCAACCUCGACCAGAUGGAGUGACAGAAAUUAUCUGCCCCAAAAAUGGCAGUGAGCGACUAAAUGUAUCGCUGGUAUACCCUCCUACACCUACAGUGAUUAGCCCAUGUUCCAAGUGAUUUCUUUACACCAUGUUUUUCACAGCAGUAUUUUCUGGGAAAAAAAAAAAAAAAGACAUUCUUUCACUAUCCAUAUUACAAAGACUGAUCUUACAUUGUAAUGCUGCAGAACUGAAUCUGGCAAAAAAUAUAUCGGAGACUAAAGCUUUACAGGUAAUAGGUAGCAGCAUAAUGACAACAGGCAAGCCCCCCCCCCUGCCGAAAAAAUAUCUUUAAAAGGGGCCCGGUAUGGACUGCAACAUCCCUUGCCCACCCGCCCCAGCACAUUGGCGCACCUGCCAUUGCAGGCAGUGGGUGCAUAAAUUCUCAGUGAGCUAUAAAGGAAAAGCUGACCCAUGGCCUGACCUCCCCCACCCCCUACGUGGUCUGCUUCCUUUAUAGUUAUGCCAUUGGUUAUAGCAGCAAUGUCAAAUCAGGUGCUUAUCUUUGAAUUACUGGCUUGAAGGCAAGCUUUAGUUUCAUAAAACCAGGUGUACUGCUAAACAGCCUCCAAUAGGCUGCCAGUCCACAUCCAGCCUACCAAUUGUCAAUUAAAUCCCAUAUUUGGCAUCCCUAGGAACUUUUUGCAUGAUUAUGUUGCUCUUCAACCAACUGUUUUUACAUUUAAAUGUGGCUCAGAAGUUAAAAAAAAAGGUUGGGGACCCUUGGGUUAUAUGAACCCUGUUGUGUUCAUCUUCAGUGGCAUAAGUAAAUAAAUAAAUAAAACAAAAAAAACCCUAAACAGUUUUACUUCUCUUGAUAUUAAUUAAUUAAAGGAACAGUAACGCUAAAAAAAAUUUUACAAAAAAAUCGAUUCUACCUACACUAAUAAUAGAUCUACCCUGCAUAAAGUGUAUUACUAGCAAUGCUUUAUUAAAAAAAUACUGUUAGAAAACACUGCUUCCUGUCUACUGGAGAACAGCGAUAUGGUGACUCACUCUGCAGCUCUGCACUCCGCAUCUUCUCCCUAACCCGACUUCUGCCAAAACCGGAAGUUAUGAAUCCGGAGCCCACAGGCUUGAGGCCAGUUACAUAGGUGAGAUCCUGGCAGCCUAAAGCCCCUGUCCGACCCAUUAUCUCCCUGGGCAGCAGCUCAUCUGCCCUCCCUGGGGGCAUCCCUUCAUCCCCGACCCCCCUCCAGAAGAGAAGUGAGCAAGAGGAGCAGAUCUGCCCGACUCUCUUGGAUUUACCUGUACAGCUCUGCCUCGCGAUGGGAUCUCAGAAAGGAUUUGUGCCUCCCGUUGUUGGUCGGUGGUAUGAUUCGGGGAAAGCGCAGAGAGAGCACAGCAAGCACAGUGACUGCAGCUCCACGCAGGAUAAUAGCGCUCUUCAUCAUUGCCGACCUUUCUCUCCUCUGCCCUGUAAAUCAACUGAUUAGCUGAGGAAUGCCGGCCCUUGUUUGGAUAAUGGGACGGGGGACGCAGUUUUUGUAUGCAUGUUUUGUAAAGCACUUCACCGGCAUUUCUCAGCUAAUCAGUUGAUUUACCGGGCAGAGGAGAGAAAGGUCGGCAAUGAUGAAGAGCGCUAUUAUCCUGCGGGAUAGGAAGCAGUGUUUUCUAACAGUAUUUUUUUAAUAAAGCAUUGCUAUUAAUACACUUUAUGCAGUGUAGAUCUAUUAUUAGUGUAGGUAGAAUGGAUUUUUUAAUAAAAAAUUUUUUAGCGUUAGUUUCUUUUUAACUAUUUAUUUUUGCAAAUCUCAGUGGCUAAAAAUUUUUUAUGACUUUUAACACAAAUAAUGUAGUUGCCUAUAAGCAUAUUUUGUUGAGAACUUACAUGGAUUUGUCUUAUAGGCAAACUAAUUAAAGUAAGCUACAAGUAAUUUGUGUGUUUUUAACAUUUACCGUUUUAGCAUUUUCAUGAAAAUGUUCAUUUUGCUACAGCAUGUAUUUAUUAAUACGAAUUGGUUCCACAAUGAAAAAAUUUAGUUUGCAGUGUUGUGUUGCCCCUUUGGAGUUGAUAAAUCAUUGGGGAUGCCAGUGUGGCAGUACCCUUAGUUCUUAGAUCUAAUGUUAAGAAAUUUAGCAGAAUAUUAGAAUAAUUAGACCAUUGGGGCAUGGUUAUGACAGGAAGUCUUUUACGUCACUUUCCUCAACUAGCCCGGUCCCAUACCCCUCACCCCCCCAGCACUUGCUAUGGUAAUCCGUGGAAGAGGCUGGGUGAUUUUUUUUUUUUUUUAAUUUAAAAAAUUUAUUAAUUUAUAGGCACCUGAGGACCGGCCCCAUAAUCUGCUGCUCCCUAGGCACUGGCCCUCGGAUGCCUUAAUAUGAAUACGCCCUGUCACUGGUGGUAAAACAUAUGCAGUGCUUUGUUUUUUCGAAGUAGCCUCAAGAGGAACCUUCAGAUUAAUUAAUGAUGCAUAUGUUUUACCACCACCAAGACACUUUAUCGCUGGUGGGAAAGCAUUUGGAGGAGGUUAGUUGGCAGAAGGAGAAGAUAUCUUUUACUGGCAUCUAACCAUCUUGUGUUAUUGCCCCAAGAUUCCAAUUACAAUCAUACAAUUAACUUGCCUGUAUGUUUAGCUUGAACUUAAAAUGUCUUCAUUUUGCACAGUUAACAGUGAAAUUAAUUUUAAGCGCUUUAGAUAUAUGUUCUAAUGAUAAAAAGUGCAUUUGGUUGUUGCAGGGUCUGAUAGUUACCAAAUAUAUAUCCAAUAUAUAUUAGUCACAUGAUACCAAAAAACAUCCUGUAUUUUAUUCUUAAGCCUGGACGUUUACACAGAAGGACAAGAAGUGGCAAAGAAAAACCUAUUUCCUUAUAAGCAGACUCACAGCUGUGCAGCAUGCUGGGACUACUACUGGGACAACUGCUGGAGGGCUUGCAACUUUGGCAUUAUAAUUUUCAUUAGAAAAACUAUGCAGCAUAAUUGUUUGUCUAGACUUACAGUCUACAGGGUAUUGAUUAUGCUGGGAAGGCUCACUAGAACAUUCUUAUUUUCCUCUUUCAUACUUGUUCAAAAUGUUGUUUCGGGGGAAUGUACUAAAAUUUGAUACUGGGUAAAAAAUUUGCAAAUGCAAAAAUGUAUGCAUCUACGCAAAAAAAAUUUCUUUGCACAAAUUUAAUAUUGCUUUUGCAAACUUAAAAUCUACUUCCCACAGUGGAAUUUCAUAGUUUACACCAGUGCACAGUGUAAGUAAAAAAACUUAUUACUAAAAAACUGUUUGCUUCAAAAGAUUAUGCCACUUUCAAAAAGCAUGCAAUACAAGCUUUCAAUUAAAAUUUACAGUGCAGUAAUAGUCUAAUGAAAAAUAUUACAUAGAGAAAUGCAAACUUUAAUUUUUAUCUAUGCAAAUAUUGGGUUUUUUUUGGAACUUUUGAGACUUUUCCCCCUGAACUUUUUUUGCAACUUUUACAACACUUUCCCCUGGAAUAUAGAGGUGCAGGUGCGGAGUUGAUUUUAAUAUCACAGUUUGGUGUCUGUUGUUGUCUGGGGUGAUUUUGGCCCAGGGUCUGCUUGUCUCCCCACUCUGCUCAUUGCAAGGAGUCAAGCAGCCGACGGGCACAUUUACAUGUGGACAUGAACAGACAUGAAAGUUUGUAUAUCUGAUAUAUCUGAGUACUAUUCACAUCAUUCACAGCCAAACAUGCGGAUACUUUUAGUACACAUUUAGGGGCAGGGCACAUGGAGUAUUGGCUCUGCUAUGUUUUUUUCUUUCCAGGAUGACACCCUACCCUAGCUCUGCUGCUCUGGAGGGCCCUGGUUUGUUACUGAAAUGUCCCGAUUUUCUCUGAUCUCCUGCACUGAAUAGCCAGAAAAAGAUAUAAAGUUUCUUAAUUAAUUGGUUUUUGGCAGAGUACUUAGAUACUUUUGUAACUGUUUAAGAUAAGAAAGUAUCUUGUUGAAACUAAUUUGCAGUUAAAAGGGCAAUUCACCUUGAUUAGCAAAACUGUAAUAACAUAAAAAUCACAGAAAUGUGUUCAAACUUUCAUAUCCUGCCUAAUUUUUUAAAAUAAACAUGGUAAUUAGUUUCCCAUAGCAUGCCCAGGGCCAAAACAAUAAGGACAGACCUUUUUCAGGUAUAGUGUCAAUUUAGUCAUAGCAAAUAGUUUAGGUUGCUCAUUAGCACAAUUAUCACCACUGUCUGAUUUUCCAAGUCGCCGUAAAUAAAUAGAAACACUUCAUGUAACACCACAGUCACAUGUCUUGAAGAAUCCAGUGUAAUCAUAGUUUGCUAUUAAAAAAAAAAAAAAAAAAAAUGUGUGUGUAUAUAUAUAUAUAUAUAUAUAUAUAUAUAUAUAUAUAAAAAAAAGUCACGUGAUUGCCCUUCCCACACCUAAUUUACAUAUGCAAAUUAGGAUUCGGAUAUGGUAAAAUGGACCAGCACUCCAGUUAUUUUCCAUACAAUUUUAUUGAAGCAUCACUUGUGUGUCCAACGUUUCGGCCCUCGUUGAGGCCUUUAUCAAGGAUCCUGAGGCCGACUACCAUACCGAAUCCUGGAUUCGGUGCAUCCCUAAUAAAUAUAUAUAUAUAUAUAAUAUAUGUGUGUAUAUAGAUAUAUAUAUUUAUAUAUUUAUUUAUUUAUGUAUGUGUUAGUUUCUAAUAAGAAGCUGGGAAUUUGCUAAUUGAAUUGUCUAUGAAGGGUGGUUAACAGAAAUCAUGUAAUUAAAAUUACACAAUUGUUGAGUAGAGGGCUUAGAUGCAUUUUACAUUUUAUUUAAUCUUUAGUGACAUUCCUGCAUCAUAUAUUGUCAUAUUAUUAACAGUUUUCUCUCUUAUUUCCAGGACACAGAUGGAACAAACAUUCUUUUCAUUGCUGCAUAAAUAUUGUGGGGUGUGAGCACCUUGGAGAGAAAUAAGGACUGUCCUUCUGGGAAAAAUUUUAAUGGAGACAUUGUGAUCGACCAAACAAUGUGCUGCUGCAAUAUAAUAUUAAAUGAAUUAUUCAAA
This is a messenger RNA of Xenopus laevis (African clawed frog), 8219 nucleotides long. RefSeq names its product malignant fibrous histiocytoma amplified sequence 1 L homeolog (gene mfhas1.L). NCBI's taxonomy places the organism in Eukaryota, Metazoa, Chordata, Amphibia, Anura, Pipidae. The record is from RefSeq and is a predicted model, not a curated record. Gene Ontology annotation, biological process: small GTPase-mediated signal transduction; signal transduction; regulation of signal transduction. Gene Ontology annotation, cellular component: cytoplasm. The coding region runs from base 347 to 3355 and encodes 1002 amino acids. Gene Ontology annotation, molecular function: GTP binding; GTPase activity. The transcript has 2 exons.